CGAGGGCCGUUUCGCAUUAGAGCCUCCCAAGCACAAGCUUGCAAAGUACGUCCAAUCCGAAGAGCCCUAAAGAAGUAGGUAUUGCUUCAAUAGCUGUAUGUUUAUGCUCUGAAGAAUGUAUUUUCAAAGGCAACUUCAGCGAUGUCUUUUACGGAUACGGUUUCAUAAAGUUAAUGUUGAUGGUCGGCGGCUAAUACAAACUGGGCCAUUGCAAAGUGUUGAGGAAAAUGUGAAUGUAUACAAGCCCAUUCUUCCUUCCAAGAAGUAUGAAUUUAAGAUUAAUACAGAUCAAAAGUCAGAAAUGGUGAGUCUGUAUGAGGCAUGUGUAUUCACAAAUGACUUUGUCCGUUCAGCACAACUUCUAGGGCGCAUAGCUGGUUAUAAUGCGACGGAUGAAAACAUGUAUCCAUAUAUUGAAUUAUAUUUACGACACCUCAUUAGUUCUGGUGAUUUUAUGCUGGAUUCUAUGAUUCGGACAACGAGGGCAAUUCUUAAAAAGUCUAAACUUGCCGGUAAUUCCCAAAUUUAUGCAUAUUAUUUUCAGGCUGCUUUGCUAAAAGAGUCAGAAGAAUCUGGAUAUCCAGUUUUAAAGCGAAUUGCUGUUGAAUGGAGAUAUAGAAAAGGAAAAGUCAUUGAUAUUCUAUCCCAGACCUCAAUUUUAAGCAGCGAGCAGAUUCAAAAAAUAAUUAGAAUUCUUAAUAUCCCCUUAGAAACUUUAUCGAACAGUCAACUAGCGCUUUUUGGCUUUCAGCCUUCGAAUCCAACCGAAAUCAAUACUGUAAAAAGUACUGUAGAGGAAGGCCGAUCCCAGCCAGUGACCGUUCCCUCGACUGAACAUGCUUAUAUUGACAAAAUAAAAAGUAAAGGAAUGCGUUUGAGUGCCUUAUUGAAAUCACUAAACAAUAUUUCAGUAAGUCCCGAAAACUUACCGGUGGAUGAAGUAUCGUUAGAGAAGGUACCAAGCUCGGAACUUGUCAAUUUAGCGAGGCAAAAAUUGCUGGAGAAAUCUGCAAUUGCUUCUGCUAUUGAUCUGUGGAAGGCUGAAUAUGAAGAUACUUUUCAACGUGGAGGAGGGGCUUUACCCAAGAACAAAGAGGCUUCCGCCUUAUUUUACGAGUGGUAUACGGAACUCAAGGAGAUGUUUAACCAGGAGAAUAAGCGUCUGGACAGUUUUUAUCAUAGAAUCGAAACAAACGCUGGCAAUCCAUAUAUUGCCGAGGGCUUUUGCGGUCCUUUUCUGAAGCUUUUAAAAACCGAAAAACUCGCAGCAUUAACGAUUAUUGAAGUGAUUCGUUCAAUUUCAUCAAUAUCAACCCAAGAGGAAGCUGAAGAAACUCAUGGAGUUUUGAUAUCUCGUUUAACCGAUGCUGUUGGACGUAGUUUUGAACGUGAGUUCUUAUCCGAACGCUUACAAGAAGAAGAAAGAGAAGGAAAGCUUCGCAUAAGAGAUAAUUUAAAGUUUGUUUUUAAUAAUCCUCGGGCAUUUAGAGCUGCUGUUAAAGAAUUAAGGCGUAAUGCCGAUGAGAAUGAUGGUAAAUGGAAGCAUGCUUUGGAGAGCUGGCCAAGAUACGUUACAACCAAGAUUGGAGCAAUUGCCAUUUCAUUGUUCUUACAGGCCGCUAAAAUGGAUAUAAAAUUCAAACGUCCGGAUACAGGAGAUAUUACAAAAGAAUCUGUAUCUGCUUUCGCUCAUACCUAUCAAUAUAUUCAUGGAAGGAAGUCCGGCGUACUUCGUCCUAGAGUUGAGCUCCUAAAAUUAAUAGCAAGUGAAUUUCAGAAUCCCCUUAUCCAUCCACAAAUGCUCCCAAUGUUGGUACGUCCUAAACCAUGGGUGCAAUGGGACAAAGGAGGUUACUAUUAUUCUCGUGAGUCUAUUAUCCGGUUGAAAGGAUGUACUGAACAGUUGGAUUAUAUCAAAGAAGCCUCCCAUAAAGGUCAUCUUAAGAAAAUCUAUAAUGCAUUAAGCGCUCUUGGUGAUGUGGACUGGAGAAUUAAUCGCUUCACCUUUGAUGUCAUUGUUAAAAUUUGGAAUUCUGGUGAAGGUAUGCUCAGUAUCCCACCCAAAAAUGUAGAGGUGAAUCUUCCUCCAUAUCCAAAGCAAGCGCUCAAUCCAAAUGAUCGCGUAUCAUGGUACAGUCUUAGGGAUAAACUUUCUAGAGAAAAGGCGACUGCUCAUUCCCAACGCUGUGAUUUCAACUACAAACUUGAGAUUGCUAAUUCAUAUCUUAACGAAAAAUUUUAUUUUCCUCACAACAUGGAUUUUCGAGGAAGAGUAUACCCAAUAUCUGCACAUUUGCACCAUGUAAAUAAUGACUUCUGUCGUGGUUUGCUAGAGUUCGCUGAGGGAAAGCCAUUAGGCCCCAAUGGACUCAAUUGGCUGAAAGUUCAUUUGGCAAAUUUGUUUGGUAUCAGUAAAGUUGACUAUGCUAGUCGUCAAAAGUUCGUGGAUGACAACAUUGCAGAGCUUUUUGACUCGUAUGAUCAUCCCUUGGAAGGACGCAAAUGGUGGGCAUCUGCCGAAGAUCCCUUCCAAGCUCUUGCAGCAAUUGCAGAAAUUGCAAGAGCAAUACGCUCCGGAAACCCGGAAAGUUAUGUUUGUCAUGUACCAGUACAGCAAGAUGGAACAUGUAAUGGAUUACAGCAUUAUGCUGCUUUAGGAAGAGAUCCUGAUGGUGCUCAUGAAGUUAACCUGUCUCCAAACGAUCGACCUAAAGAUGUUUAUGAUGCAGUAGCCAAGAUUGUUAUUAGCAGAUUGGAGCAAGAGUCUGCCAAAGGUGACGAAGUGGCUUCUGUUUUGAAAGAUAAAAUUGACAGAAGUGUUGUGAAACCUACAGUUAUGACUAACGUUUACGGCGUGACUUAUGUGGGUGCCAAAAACCAGAUAAUUAGUCAACUGGAAAAACGAGGAGAUAUUCCUAAAGACAUGCUAAACAACUAUUCUAGUUAUUUGACUAAAAUGGUAUUUCGAGCUCUUCGUUCUUUAUUUGAAAGAGCUCAUGAAAUUCAGGAUUGGCUGUCUACAUGUUCUUACCUAAUCUCAAAUUCUUUACCAGCAGAAUUUGUCAAACAAGGUCAUAAGGAUAAAUUAACGCCUACUAUUUGGACGACUCCCCUUGGAUUUCCUAUUAUCCAACCUUAUAGAAAUUUUAAGAAGCGACAAGUACAAACGAAUUUACAAUCGGUUUGUAUUGAAGAUAGGGAUAGAGUAGCUUCCGUUGAACCUAGAAAACAGGCUGCUGCUUUUCCUCCCAAUUUUGUACAUUCUUUGGAUGCGACACAUUUGUUUAUGACAUGUCUGAAAGCCAAGGAAGCAGACAUAACCUUUGCUUCUGUCCAUGAUUCUUACUGGACCCACGCUUGCGAUGUCGAACAACUCGGUAAUUUGUUGCGUCAAGCUUUCGUUGAGUUACACUCUCAAAAAAUCAUGGAAAAGCUGAGAAAUGAGUUCCGAAAGCGAUAUAAAAACUUUAUGAUACCUAAGGAAAUUGCUAGGAGGUAUGAUUUGUUCAUAUCAUCCGAAGAUUCGGAUAAAAAAUGGGUACCACUUAAAAUCCCGCUUCUACCUUCGCAGGGUACUUUUGAUUUGACAAAAGUUUUGGAAAGUAAGUAUUUCUUUUCAUGAGGAUAUCUAAAAUUUUGCUUCUGAAGUGUACGAAACGUCAAACGCUUCGCCAUUAUGUAUAUGUAUGCAUGAUUGUAGUUCUUUCAAGAAAAAAAAAUGUGGACUGCGGUUAUACUAAAAAUAAUCUUUCCUUUCUUAAUUCUUAAUAAAGUGAAAUAAUCGAUGGUGGAUACAUAGGUUAAUACAUCAUUUUUGUAUAUUAUAUUCAACUAUACUCAAUGGGUUCAAUUG
Messenger RNA from Schizosaccharomyces octosporus yFS286, 3853 nucleotides. Its product is annotated as RNA polymerase. The transcript has a single exon. The record is from RefSeq and is a predicted model, not a curated record. The coding region runs from base 116 to 3622 and encodes 1168 amino acids. Lineage: Eukaryota; Fungi; Ascomycota; Schizosaccharomycetes; Schizosaccharomycetales; Schizosaccharomycetaceae. Gene Ontology annotation, biological process: mitochondrial transcription. Gene Ontology annotation, cellular component: mitochondrial DNA-directed RNA polymerase complex. Gene Ontology annotation, molecular function: DNA-directed RNA polymerase activity; mitochondrial promoter sequence-specific DNA binding.